This is a messenger RNA of Ascochyta rabiei, 693 nucleotides long. Its product is annotated as Endo-1,4-beta-xylanase. Gene Ontology annotation, molecular function: hydrolase activity, hydrolyzing O-glycosyl compounds. The record is from RefSeq and is a predicted model, not a curated record. Gene Ontology annotation, biological process: xylan catabolic process. The transcript is spliced from 2 exons. NCBI's taxonomy places the organism in Eukaryota, Fungi, Ascomycota, Dothideomycetes, Pleosporales, Didymellaceae. Bases 1 to 693 code for a protein of 230 amino acids.
AUGGUUGCUCUCUCCUCCAUCCUAUUUGCCCUUGGCAGCGCCAUCACCGCGUUCGCCUCUCCACUGAACCUCAUCCUCGAAGCCGAAGCCGCAGACGCUGGCAAUCUCACCGCGCGUUCCACGCCCGCUGGAACUGGCACUAACAACGGCUUCUUCUACUCGUUCUGGACCGACGGACAAGGCUCCGUGAACUAUAACAAUGGCGCGGCUGGCAAAUACAACGUAACCUGGUCCAACGUGGGCAACUUUGUGGCAGGAAAAGGAUGGAACCCCGGUGCCCGCCGCACCGUCACUUAUAGCGGAACCUGGAACGCAGCCAAUGUCAACUCGUACAUCUCGCUGUACGGUUGGACACGCAACCCGCUGAUUGAGUACUACAUUGUCGAGUCGUACGGCUCGUACAACCCCAGCAGCGGUGCCACGAAGAAGGGAACCGUCACGUCAGAUGGUGGUGUCUAUGACAUCUACCAAACGACACGUACCAACCAGCCGAGCAUUGACGGCACGGCGACCUUUCAGCAGUUCUGGAGCGUAAGGCAGAGCAAGAGGGUUGGGGGAACGAUUACGACAGGGAACCAUUUUGAUGCAUGGGCCAACGUCGGACAGAAGCUGGGGACACACAACUACCAAAUCCUUGCCACCGAAGGUUACCAGAGCAGCGGGAGUGCCUCGGUCACGGUCCAGGGCCCGUAG